UGGGGGAGGAGCCGGGGCGGAGCUGGGGGCGUGGGGAGGGUUGUCGGGGAUGCUCGGGAAUGGCACAGCCUAGGGCACAGCCUCGGGGUUCAUUCCGGGAAGAGGGAAGAAGGGCCGGGUAGAUCCGCGAUCUCAGUUCUGUUUCCAGUGUGCCGCCUCCGCGUGCCUCAGUUUACCUUCUGCCCAAGGUGGCACGGUAGGGAGAUAUCAGGGGUUGGGCUCCGUCAUCUCUUCCCACUGACCUCCCUCUCCUACCAAGGUCUCGUUUUCGCCAGACAUGCUCAAGAACCAGCCCAACGCCAUCUGGCCCUCCGUCUGCUCGCCGCUCACUGCACGUCCCCUCUCGGCCACAGAGACCGGGGAGCUCGGCGCGGCGCUGCCUCGCGUCCCUUCAUGCCGCCCGCUCGCCUUCUUUCUCUGCCCCACUCAGACCGGGAAACGGAAGACCAACGCGCGGCGCAGCUGCAAAGUCCAUUUCCUAUUCGCCAAACCGCGGGCGCCUUGCCCGCCGGGCCCGCCUUGCCCACCCACCCCGGGCAGCCUCGGGCUCCGCCUCCCCGGGCUCGCCCUGUAGUCUUUCGGGGCCGAAUGCUCUCUCCUGACCAGCCUAGGGUGGGGGUGCGGGGGGAGGGGGUCUCAGUGUCCCAGGCGCGGCUGGGGACCUGCACCGGGUGGCGGAGCACAGUAGGCGGGGCCCCAGCCAGUCGUGCCCACGGCAGCUGCUGAAUGUCCCUCCCACUGGUUUCGGGCGCAGUUUCGCUAUUUAUCAUUAGGGGGCGGGUCGCCCAGAUCACUAGACAGCGGAUAAUAAUAACAGCUCACACGGACACAGAGCGUUGUUCAUGCCAGGCCUUUUACUCACCUCUCGGGUCGUCCCCGCCAAGCCCUAUGAGGCAGGUGGGACUGGCUUUCCCACUUCCCGGGUGAGGAAACAGGAGACUCUGGCGCUCUCCCCAGUCCAGUGCCCAGUAAGGGCACAGCAGGAAUUUAUCCAGACCUGGGAUCCUUACCCAUCACUCUAUACCCUAAAAGGGAUUAACUUGCCCGUGAACAUCCCUCUUCACCCUAGAGUCCCCAAGAGGAGGUCGUCUUAUUAACGUCGUUCUUUAUCCAAAGAUGCAGCCAUAAGGACUGGUUUCCACUCAGCUUCUGCCCCAACAGAGGUGAGCCAUGCAGCCGCGUCCUCAAAACCGUGCGCCGGAACGCCUCAGCCAGGUGUUGGUUACAAUACAGCUGUUCUACACAGCUGUUUUCCACACAGGUGUGCUUCUGGCCAGCUAUACGCCAAAUGGGUGUGCUUCAAUGCAGAUGUCGCCCACAGGUGUGUUUCUUACCUGUCCUUGCCAAUGUCUUUUCUACAGGCUCGCCCCCAUGCAGGUAUGUACCACGCAGGUGUUUUUUCAUGAGGGACGCCCCAUCUGGGUCGGCCCCAAACAGGAGUGCCUCAUGCCACCGUGUCUCCAUGCCUCGUGUGUCUCCACACCUGUGCGGUCUUACAGACGUCACCGCAAUCCACGUGGGAGUUUCCUCUUGCACUUCCGCGCUUCCGCUCCUCUUACUUUCCCGCAUUACAGGAUUGGGUUCCCGUUACAGGUGCGCACGCGGCGCGGCCCCACCUCCCGCCUGGCUCCGCCCCCUCAUCUCGUUCAGGUGCACAAGCCGGAAGUGCGCUCCCCUCCCAGGUGAGUGACUAAACUUUCCGGGUCACGUGAGCGGGAGGAGCCGGUGUGGUCCGGCCGAGCAACCGAGGGACGCACGGAGGGAUCGAGCGAGGAAAGCAGACCGGGAACCUGAGUGAGAUCAAAGACGCCCGGGCCAGGUGCCAAGUCGUAAGUACCUCUGGCCCGAGAUGCGGUAGGAGCGGCGCGCAAGAAGCCCUGUCCCUGGUGCCACCAGCCUAUCUCCCCAGGCCCAUGGCGAGCCCCAGCCUGGGGCUGCUCCUGGCGCUCGGCCUUACCGGCAGGGGCGCUGGGGACCCGGGACACCGAGAGGUCAAGAACUGGGGAGCGGGCAUGGAGUGCCUUGGGGGCAGCAGUCUACAAGCAUUGGACCCCACUGCAUACGAGAAUAGCACCACUACCACCCCAUACCCCAGCUUCAAUGGGGCCCUGUCUAAGGAGGCCACCACUGCCAUCAUCGUGGUCUUCUCCCUCUUGGCUGCCCUGCUUCUGGCUGUGGGGCUGGUGCUGCUGGUGCGGAAACUGCGGGAGAAGCGGCAGACAGAAGGCACCUACCGGCCCAGCAGUGAGGAGCAGUUCUCCCACGCAACCGAGGCCCAGGCUCCCCAGGACUCCAAGGAGAAAGUGCAGGGGUGCCUGCCCAUCUAGGUCCCCUUCCUCUCUUCAUCUCCCUCCCUUGCUGUGUGACCUUGGGGGAAGGCUGAUCCCUCUCUGAGCCUUCAAAACCUGGGCUUAAGAAUAGAAGGGGAAAAGGUGCUUCAAAACUCUGCCCCUGAGGGCAAGGGAGGGUGGGGAUGCUGACAUUUUAUAUAUAUAUAUAUAUGUGUAAAAUUGGUAGUGAGAUAUAAUAAAACUUUUUUUUGAACUGGUGGAGGCAGAAAUUAGCCUAGAUGGAGGAGGUAAAUGCAGGGCUCAUAGGCCGUGGAGGAUGAAUUGCAAGGUUUUGAGGAUCUUAGGGGCUGGGAGGGUUUCCUGGAAGGGAGGCUUUUCACUACCAUUUGGAGCCAGCAGG
Molecule: messenger RNA, 2691 nt
Organism: Myotis brandtii (Brandt's bat)
Lineage: Eukaryota; Metazoa; Chordata; Mammalia; Chiroptera; Vespertilionidae
Gene: CRB3
Product: crumbs family member 3
Exons: 6
Coding region: 1914-2327 (137 amino acids)
Source: RefSeq, a predicted model, not a curated record